This is a messenger RNA of Endocarpon pusillum Z07020, 2466 nucleotides long. RefSeq lists its product as uncharacterized. Gene Ontology annotation, cellular component: membrane; phosphatidylinositol 3-kinase complex, class III, type I; phosphatidylinositol 3-kinase complex, class III, type II. The coding region runs from base 1 to 2466 and encodes 821 amino acids. The transcript is spliced from 3 exons. Gene Ontology annotation, biological process: autophagosome assembly; phosphatidylinositol-mediated signaling; autophagy of peroxisome. The record is from RefSeq and is a predicted model, not a curated record. Gene Ontology annotation, molecular function: 1-phosphatidylinositol-3-kinase activity. Lineage: Eukaryota; Fungi; Ascomycota; Eurotiomycetes; Verrucariales; Verrucariaceae.
AUGGAUACUUACACAUUUGCAACUUCUCGACAGAUAGACUUUCCCGUCCAUGUAAAAAUAAACAACUUGGAUGGAACUCCUACUUCCAUUCCCCCUUCGAUUCUUCUACAGCAACCGGAGCUCCGCCAUCUGGGCUCAGUGCAGAAUCCAAAGUCGUCAGAUCUGUACGUGACAGUCCAGCUAUGGGCCGACUCGAAGCCAAUAGGCGUGCAUAUGCAAACGUCCUACAAAUACUUUAAAAAUAGCAGGGUAUGGAAUGAAUGGCUUCGUCUUCCAGUUCUGAUCAAGGAUUGCCCCAUUACUUCCCAACUAGCCAUCACAAUAUGGGACGUUUCUCCAGCAGAUAGCAAUGUUGCAAGAGACCAUUCAGUGCCCUUUGGUGGCACAACAGUUCCUCUGUUUGACAACGAGGGGACUCUUCAGAAAGGACGACAGAAAUGCAAGGUGUACAGGAAGCGGCCUGCUGAUGGCCUCGCAUCCACCACAACACCUUCAACACCACCACCAAAAAGAAGGCGGAAGCAGAAGGACGCCUACCAACCCACUCCCGAAGAGCAGGAACUUGAACGGCUGGAGCAACUGUUCAAAAGGCAUGAGAUGAAUGAAAUGCCUCGUGUCGAUUGGCUGGAUAAGCUAGUCUUCAAAGCUGUGUACCAAAAGAGACAGGAGGCAGAAGAGGCAGCGCGAAAGCAGGCGGCCUCGAGAAGAGCAGUCAGACGGGAAAGGAAGGCGGAAAGAGAUCAGAUCUUGGCACAAACUGCACCAAACGGCCAGAAAGCAGACUUGUCAGACGACGAGGAGUCUGAAAGUGAAGGUGAGGACAAGGAACAAUUCACACUCUACAUUGAAUUUCCGAGAUGGGAUUUUCCCAUAGUAUUCGAGGACUAUGAGUACGAGCCACCCAAAGUUAUCAGACAAUUUCAAAGUAUCCCAACCUCUACCAAUCCUGGUCCGAGGUCCGCUCCAGAAGUGCAACUUGGACCGGGUAUUGCAGGAGCAAAUGGGUUCGAGGAAGAUGAAGCCAGUCGCGUCAUUCGAAUCUAUGACCCAGAGCAGUUUCAACGUGAUAAUCCCUGCGAAAUCAAACAUCGAAGGUUGAUACGAAGCGAUCGGAAUGGUUACAUGGACCGAGACUUGAAACCAAACGCAAAACUACGCGAUGAGCUGAACGAGAUCAUAUCUUAUGGACCCACUCAAGACCUGAAUCCAGAAGAGAAGGACGUUGUAUGGAAGUUCCGACAUCAUCUUAGCAAGGACAAAAGAGCUCUCACCAAGUUUGUCAAAGCAACAAAUUGGCAAGAUCCAAAUGAAAUCCGGCAGGCCAUCGAUCUCAUCCCCUACUGGGCAGAGAUUGACGUGGACGCUGCAUUGGAGCUGCUUGGGCCGACAUUUGACAAUCCGGUGGUCAGAGCAUAUGCAGUGGAUAGACUGAGGAAAGCGGACGACGAAGAGCUUCUCCUAUACCUCCUGCAGCUCGUACAAGCUCUUAAAUUCGAGAAGUACGAAGCCGAAGAAGAAGGUAUCCCAGACUCGUCCCUGGCAAGAUUUCUCAUCGAUCGAGCGACCCGCAAUUUUGUUCUGGGUAACUAUCUCCAUUGGUAUUUGAUGGUCGAAUGUGAUGAGAAAAGUCCAGACGUCAAUAUGACCCACCGGAAACUCUUCGCCCGUGUCGAGUACUACUUCAUGUUAUCUCUCGAACGGAACGGUCCUGAACAACGCAGAACCCUUCUUCGUCAAGGCGAGCUCAUCGCCAUCCUAGACAAGAUAGCCAAAGAUAUCCGCUUUGGCCGCGACAACCGCAUCUACAAGAUCGAACGGCUCAAGAAAUACCUCGCCGACCCCAAAAACGACCUGAUCAAAUACCCCAUCAUCUUCAAAACCGGCGACGACCUGCGUCAAGACCAACUGGUCAUCCAAAUCAUCACCCUCAUGGACCGGCUCCUCCAGAUCGAAAACCUCGACCUAAAACUAACCCCCUACCGCAUCCUCGCCACCGCCGCCUCAGCAGGAGCCGUUCAAUUCAUCCCCUCGACCUCCCUCUCCGCCAUCAGCGCCAAACACCGCGGCAGCAUCCUCGGCUACCUGCGCACCCACAACCCCGACACGUCCGCCCCGCUCGGGAUCCGCAAGGAGGUGAUGGACACGUACAUCAAAUCCUGCGCCGGCUACUGCGUCAUCACCUACAUCCUCGGCGUCGGGGACCGGCACCUGGAGAACCUGCUGCUCAGCCCGACCGGGCACUUCUUCCACAUCGCCCUCGGCUUCAUCCUCGGCCGCGACCCCAAGCCCUUCGCGCCGCUCAUCAAGAUCGCCAAGGAGAUGGUCGAGGGCCUCGGCGGCGCCGCCAGCCCGCACUACGCCCAGUUCCAGCAGUACUGCUUCACCGCCUACAUGACGCUGCGCAAGAGCAGCAGUCUGGUGCUCAACCUGUUCAGCCUGAUGGUGCGCAGUUCGGUGCCGGAUUGA